Hippopotamus amphibius kiboko is the source of this 2517-nucleotide messenger RNA. RefSeq names its product vesicle amine transport 1 like (gene VAT1L). Gene Ontology annotation, molecular function: zinc ion binding; oxidoreductase activity. The record is from RefSeq and is a predicted model, not a curated record. Bases 44 to 1297 code for a protein of 417 amino acids. The transcript is spliced from 9 exons. Lineage: Eukaryota; Metazoa; Chordata; Mammalia; Artiodactyla; Hippopotamidae.
GCCGCAGCCGCCGCAGCCCGUGCGCCCCGCGCCCCCGCGCACCAUGGCCAAGGAAGGCGUGGAGAAGGCGGAGGAGACGGAGCAAAUGAUCGAGAAGGAGGCAGGCAAGGAGCCGGCGGAGGGCGGCGGCAGCUCUCACCGCCUCGGGGACGCCCAGGAGAUGCGCGCCGUGGUGCUGGCCGGCUUCGGGGGUCUCAACAAGCUGCGGGUCACCAGAAGGGCCAUGCCCGAGCCGCAGGACGGCGAGCUCAAGAUCCGCGUCAAAGCCUGUGGUUUAAACUUCAUUGACUUGAUGGUGCGACAAGGAAAUAUCGACAACCCUCCCAAGACCCCCCUGGUGCCAGGAUUUGAGUGUUCUGGGAUUGUUGAAGCUCUGGGGGACAGCGUGAAAGGAUUCGAGAUCGGGGACCGUGUCAUGGCAUUUGUCAACUACAAUGCCUGGGCAGAGGUGGUCUGCACGCCAGUGGAAUUUGUCUACAAGAUCCCAGAUGACAUGAGCUUCUCUGAGGCUGCUGCAUUCCCCAUGAACUUCGUCACAGCCUACAUGAUGCUGUUUGAAGUUGCCAACCUCCGAGAAGGGAUGUCUGUGCUCGUACACUCAGCUGGUGGCGGCGUGGGCCAAGCGGUGGCUCAGCUGUGCUCCACUGUCCCCAAUGUGACUGUCUUUGGAACAGCUUCUACUUUCAAGCAUGAAGCCAUCAAAGACUCUGUGACCCACCUCUUUGACAGAAACGCAGACUACGUGCAGGAAGUGAAAAGGAUCUCUGCUGAAGGAGUGGACAUUGUUUUGGAUUGCCUCUGUGGGGACAACACUGGAAAAGGUCUCAGCCUUCUCAAACCACUGGGAACCUAUAUUCUAUAUGGUUCAUCCAACAUGGUGACUGGAGAGACCAAGAGCUUCUUUAGCUUUGCAAAAUCAUGGUGGCAGGUGGAGAAGGUGAACCCCAUCAAGCUAUUCGAAGAGAACAAAGUCAUCGCCGGGUUUUCCCUUCUAAACCUGCUCUUCAAGCAGGGCCGUGCUGGCCUCAUUCGAGGCGUGGUGGACAAACUCAUUGGGCUCUACAACCAGAAAAAGGUCAAGCCUGUGGUGGACUCCCUGUGGGCCCUGGAGGAGGUGAAGGAGGCCAUGCAGCGGAUCCACGACCGAGGGAACAUUGGCAAAUUAAUUCUGGAUGUAGAAAAGACCCCGACUCCACUGAUGGCCAAUGACAGCACAGAGACCAGCGAGGCAGGCGAAGAAGAGGAGGACCACGAGGGUGACAGCGAGAACAAGGAGAGGAUGCCCUUUAUCCAGUAACCUGGGACCCAGGCAGGAGGAUGUGAAGGAUGCUUUGGAGGAAGAGGAGCUGGCUGAGAAAACUCUUCUGUGCCCCAGUGAACAAAUGCUGUAGUCCAGUGUGUGUUGUGUUUGUCUGCUGUCAGCUGAGCUAAAAAGCUGUUGAUCACUGUUGUUUUUGAAAUUAAGUGCCAAUCCCAUUCCAUGCAGUAUUAUGUCCCUGUUAUGUCCCUCUCCCAUCUGUGUGUUACACUCUCCCCUCUCCCCUGUUUCAAAACCAUCCAUCUUUGGGUACUUCUCGACAGUUCUAGAACAGCCUUGCAAAUUGAUACAAGCCCACAGGUCCAAUGCUUAAGAGACCAGACAUGGGCAAAGACAAGUUUAAACUGAAAGGUGUUAUCACGGAGCACUGUCCUAGAAGUCUUCUGGCCAAUGACACUUUCUGCUGCCAGCUGCCCAUGCUUCCGAUAAGAGCACUUGCCAAUUUGGCUGGCAGAAAGAGGGUAGGCCAGGAGAUGUUUUCAUGAGCCUGUAAGUUUAGGAUCUCUCCAAGUUGUACUUUCUUUCUUCCCAUUGAAGAGGCAACCUCCUUACAUCCAUUCAGGUGUUUCAUGGUCACAAGUUGAGCCAACUUCCUCCCACCCUCUGAUGCUUGACCCCUUCACCGAUUCUUAACCAUAAACAUAGGGAAACAGAUGCAGAUUUUUCAGGGUAGAAGGUGGGUCAACAGCAAAAGUGUGAGGACCAGCCACAGAGAUUCCUCCCCUGAAACCACAUCUCAUGAGAAAAAUCCUCUCCCCCCCUGCCCCAUAGAUAUUUAAUUUAAGAAAACUCACCAGGUGUGGGACUAUUUCAGUCAUUACUGAGACGCGCCCAUGUUUGCACACUUGCCAUUGGCAUCACCGACUUUGCUAUUUUCAUUUCCUGGUACUGAAUAGCAACCUUUACCUUGGAUCCCCCCCCCCCCCCCAGGAAGAUCUCCUUUGUAGACCAUAUUUGGGGGAAAUAAUCAACGAGUAUCUUUUUUCUUGCCAAAGCAUGUUUCAAUGUGUAACAAACUCUAGUGAUACAAAAGGUCGAUGUUUAGUACCUGAUGCCAAAUAUGCAUUCCUCUCCUCUGAAAUAUAAAAUUAUGGUGCAGACUCUUUGCAAGGCCCUGCUUUUUAGAAAUCAGGGACCAAACUACUUGAUCGCAUGCCGUUGAUUAAUUUUCCAGCUCCCAAACUCCUAAGAAGCCCACU